Athene cunicularia (burrowing owl) is the source of this 1427-nucleotide messenger RNA. RefSeq names its product solute carrier family 22 member 18 (gene SLC67A1). The coding region runs from base 119 to 1417 and encodes 432 amino acids. Gene Ontology annotation, biological process: transmembrane transport. Gene Ontology annotation, molecular function: transmembrane transporter activity. The record is from RefSeq and is a predicted model, not a curated record. The transcript is spliced from 11 exons. Lineage: Eukaryota; Metazoa; Chordata; Aves; Strigiformes; Strigidae.
CUCUCAAGCUGAUUUUUGUUGUGGUGGUACUUGAGUAAUGAGCCCACCUGAGACAAGGCUGAAGAAGGAGACCCAUGGUUAUCUUUGAUCCUGCCUGGCAACCCAUCAGUCUGCAGUCAUGAGCACUAUGAAUACAAAAGCCAGCUCUGGAGGUGAGGAAGAAGACUUGGGAAUGAAGAGUGAGACCCUGGGGGAGAACGGCUGCUUGGGAGAGGUCAAGAGGAGACAAACGAUCCUCGCUGCCUAUCUGAUUGUAACCCUAGAGCUGACCUUCCUCUUCAUGCAGAUGGGAGUCAUGCCUUACCUGGCAAAGAGCCUAAGUUUGGAUUCAGUGGGGUUUGGCUACCUCCAGACAACCUUUGGUGUCCUCCAGCUUGUGGGAGGUCCCAUUUUCGGAAGGUUUGCAGAUCAGUUUGGCACCAGAGCUGCCUUAAUUCUCUCCUGUGCAUCUGGAAGUGCCUUCUUCCUGCUCAUGUCCAUCUCCACCAGCAUCCCUCUCCUCUUCCUCUCCAGGCUGCCAGCAGUGUUCAUGCACGGGCUACCAGGUGCUCAGAAGGUUAUUACAGACCUGACUAAUCCUUCCCAACGCGCUGAUGCUUUGGGGAAGCUGGGUCUUUGCUUUGGAAUAGGAAUCAUCAUCGGCUCUGCCCUGGGGGGUGUCCUCUCCACCAAAUUCAGCAUUUUUGUUCCUACAUAUGUCGGUCUGGUGGGAAAUCUCAUAAAUACCAUGAUAGUAGUGGUUUUCAUCCCUUUGCAAGCUAAACCAAAGUCAGACCAUCGUGUGACAGAGCACAGCUCAUCACAGUCUGGCAGCGUGUUUAGCAUCAGAGAAAUCCUACGCCUGAUGAAGUUUCCGGGAGUAAUGGAAGUUUUCAUAGUCAAGGUCUUUGCUGGACUUCCCGCAGGUUUGUUCCUGAUUAUGUUUUCCAUCAUCUCUAUGGAUUUCUUUGGCUUGGAAGCGGUGGAGUCUGGAUACCUGAUGUCAUAUUUUGGUGUCCUUCAAAUGGUUGUCCAGGGUCUGGUCAUUGGAAAACUCACUAAGAGCUGCACGGAGAGGACCCUGCUCAGGCUCAGCGUCUUCGUCUUCGCCGGCGUGGGCCUCGGCAUGGCCCUGAUGAGGACCGUGUGGCACUACUGCAUCAUUGCGGUGCCACUGGUGUUCGCCUUCAGCAUGCUGGGCACCAUCACCGACAGCAUCCUCACCAAGGCUGUCCCCUCCUCUGACACUGGUACCAUGCUCGGGAUUUGCGCCUCGGUGCAACCCCUGAUUCGGACGGUGGGCCCAACCAUCGGUGGACUUCUAUACAAACAAUUUGGAGUCUCCUCCUUUGGUUAUUUACAGCUAGUGGUCAAUAUAGGUUUGUCUGUUUACCUCUUAAAGAAUAAAAUCCCACUGAGAGAGGUGAAAAGCCAAUAAUUCAGUCACA